AUGAAGCUCUCCGACAAAAUCGCGGCUCACGACCCAUCUCAGCCAUUUUAUACCUUUGAAUUCUUUCCUCCUCGUACAGAUCAGGGAUUCGAAAACUUGGUUUCCCGCAUAUCGAGAUUGGCAACAUUAAAUCCAUUGGCGAUUAGUGUGACAUGGGGUGCGGGCGGUUCAACAAAGGAUCGAAGUUUAGAACUCGCCAGUCUGACACAAGGCGACUAUCAUCUGGAUACGCUUUUGCAUCUGACAUGUACCAAUAUGGAGCAAGGCCUAGUGGACGAGGUCUUGAAAGCUGUCAGAGACCGCGGAAUACAGAAUAUUUUAGCACUGCGCGGGGAUCCCCCGAGGGGUGAAGAGGAGUGGAUACCAUCCGAUCCGCGGUUUACUCACGCGGUGGAUCUUGUCUCCUACAUCAGCGCGUCUCCCGAGUAUUCGUCAGACUUUUGUGUUGGCGUAGCUGCAUAUCCCGACGGACACACCGAGAGCACGACGGAUGAAGACAAGGAAAUAGAUUAUUUGAAGGCGAAAGUGGAUGCAGGCUCGGAUUUCAUCAUUACCCAGCUUUUCUACGACGUGGAUCAAUUUUUGCGUUGGCUGGCAAAAAUACGGUCAAAAGGAAUCACCGUCCCAGUCAUUCCCGGGAUUAUGCCCAUUCAAACGUAUGCCUCUUUUGUGCGCCUCACCAAACUAUGCGGUACCCGAGUUCCUGCUUGUAUCACAGAAGAUCUCGCGCCAAUAAGUCAUGACGACCAACUUGUCAAGGAUUACGGCGUCAAGUUGGCUGUCCAAAUGAUUCGACGAUUACGUUUAGAAGGAGGCAUUCAAGGCUUCCAUUUCUGCACCCUUAAUCUUGAAAAGAGCGUCCAACGAGUCUUAGAGACCCUCCGAUGGGCAGGUGAUACACCAGGGACGAUGGAGCCCCCUGCUGAAAUGGGUCCACCCGACCUUUUGAUAACCCCCACGAGUGCUACGGAUACGGCGACAUCUACUCUAGCUACAAUCUCGGUAACGGACGGCGAAGCAGGCCGUGGAGAGCUCAACAACGCAGCCACCUGGGACGAUUUUCCAAAUGGUCGUUUUGGUGACUUCAAAAGUCCUGCAUUUGGAAACCAGGAUCUAUGGGGCGGAUCGGGCAUAUCUGGAAGUGAUGUUCUUGCGCAAUGGAACAAUCCAAAGUCCCUUGAUGACCUUACUCAGAUAUUCCUUGGGCAUCUUCACGCCAAGAUUCUGACGACACCCUUUUCUCCUACGCCUCUUUCAUCUGAGUCCUUGAUGAUAUUGCCUCACCUAGAAAGACUCACGCGUCGAAGUUGGUGGACAGUCGGCUCUCAGCCAGCUGUGGAUGGUGUAAGCUCAGGAGACAAAGUCGUUGGAUGGGGCCCUAGAGGAGGAUACGUUUUCCAGAAAGGAUUUGUCGAGUUUUUUUGCGAGGAAAAGGAUAUGGAUGUUAUCGAAAGACGGGUGGAACGGAAUGGUCAUGGUUGGGUUCAUUAUUUUGCUGGAAAUUACAAGGCAGAUGGUGAAUGUCGCAGCAAUGUCCCAGAAGGCGGACGAAAUGCCGUGACCUGGGGCGUAUUUCCAGGUCAAGAGAUUGCGCAAACCACAAUCAUCGAAAAAGAGUCCUUUCUCACUUGGAAGGAUGAGGCAUUUUCCAUUUGGUCAGAAUGGGCAUCUUUCUACCGGCCUGGCUCGGAAGAGAGAAAGCUACUUGAGGGCGUGCGAAACGAGCGUUGGCUCGUUAGCAUCGUGCAUCACGACUACAAGGAUCCGCAAGCUUUAUGGACAUUUUUGUUUGAUGGUAAUGAUUCUUGA
Messenger RNA from Laccaria bicolor S238N-H82, 1809 nucleotides. RefSeq lists its product as uncharacterized. The record is from RefSeq and is a predicted model, not a curated record. Gene Ontology annotation, biological process: tetrahydrofolate interconversion. Gene Ontology annotation, molecular function: FAD binding; methylenetetrahydrofolate reductase [NAD(P)H] activity. Gene Ontology annotation, cellular component: cytosol. The coding region runs from base 1 to 1809 and encodes 602 amino acids. The transcript is spliced from 12 exons. Lineage: Eukaryota; Fungi; Basidiomycota; Agaricomycetes; Agaricales; Hydnangiaceae.